Molecule: messenger RNA, 4749 nt
Organism: Doryrhamphus excisus (bluestripe pipefish)
Lineage: Eukaryota; Metazoa; Chordata; Actinopteri; Syngnathiformes; Syngnathidae
Gene: rasa3
Product: RAS p21 protein activator 3
Biological process (GO): regulation of GTPase activity; intracellular signal transduction; negative regulation of Ras protein signal transduction
Molecular function (GO): GTPase activator activity
Source: RefSeq, a predicted model, not a curated record
GACGGUAGGGACCGUAGCGGUUCUCUUGUUCUCAAUCAGCUAGCAGCACGGCGUGUGAUCGCUACUCUGUGAGCAUAGAUGUGCAAAACCUCUGGACUAUCCCAUUGCUGGAGAGGCCACAAGCGACCAGCGUGGAGGACUGUGUCUGUUUAACCGACUAAAGGGAACUAAGGCACGGCGGAGAGCAUGGCGGUAGAAGAGGAAGGUCUCCGGGUUUUUCAGAGCGUUAAAAUAAAAAUAGGGGAAGCAAAAAACAUCCCUCCAUACCCGGGGCCAAAUAGGAUGAGGGACUGUUACUGUACUGUCAACCUGGAUCAAGAAGAGGUCUUCAGAACUAAGAUCAUUGAGAAGUCACUCUGUCCCUUCUACGGAGAGGACUACUACUGUGAGAUCCCACGUAGCUUCCGACAUCUCUCAUUCUAUAUCUUCGACAGGGACGUCUUCAGGAGGGAUUCAAGUAUUGGCAAGGUUGCAGUGAAGAAAGAGGACCUGCAGAAAUAUCACGGGAAAGACACCUGGUUCCAGCUCCAACCUGUCAGCGCUGACUCAGAAGUGCAGGGAAAAGUGCACUUGGAGCUCCGUCUUAGUGAAGUCAUCACAGACAGUGGAGUCAUCAACCACAAACUAGCCACACGAGUGCUGGAGUGCCAAGGUCUUCCAAUUGUCAAUGGCCAAUGUGACCCCUAUGCUGCUGUCUCAUUACUUGGUCCUUCCAGGUCAGAAGCAAAGAAGACCAAGGUGAAAAGAAAAACCAAUAAUCCACAAUUCGAUGAGGUUUUCUAUUUUGAGGUGACACGGCCAUUAAGCUACACAAAGCGUCAAUUUGAUGUCGAAGAGGAAGACGUGGACAAACUGGCACUGCGCGUGGACCUAUGGAACGCGAGCAACUUGAAGUUUGGUGAUGAAUUCCUGGGAGGAGUCCGAGUUCCUCUCAGAGUACUGGGUCAGGUUGGAGUCCAUGACGCUUGGUACUAUCUCCAGCCCAGAGAGAAUGGAGGGAAGUCUGUCAAGGUCGAAGAGCUCGGAUCCCUGCGUCUGAACAUCGUUUACACCGAAGACCACGUUUUCCCAUCCGAGCAUUACACCCCUCUGAGAGAUUUGCUGCUGCACUCCGCCAACACACAACCUGUGUCGGCAUCCACAGCUCACAUUCUCGGUGAGGUGUGCCGAGAGAAGCAAGAAGCGGCCAUUCCGCUUGUGCGACUCUUUCUCCACUAUGGAAAGAUUGUGCCUUUCAUCAGUGCGAUUGCUCACGCUGAAGUCAACCGUACACAGGACCCAAACACCAUUUUCCGGGGAAACUCGCUCACGUCCAAAUGCAUUGACGAGACCAUGAAACUAGCAGGAAUGCACUACCUGCAAGUCACACUUAAGCCAAUCAUAGAUGAGAUAUGCACAGAACACAAGUCCUGUGAAAUUGAUCCAGUUAAGCUGAAGGAGUCUGAGAACCUGGAGACAAACAGAGAAAAUCUUCGACACUACGUGGAUCGUAUCUUCAAUGUCAUCACCACCUCCGGUGUUAGCUGUCCGACUGUCAUGUGUGACAUCUUCUUCUCCCUGCGAGAGUCUGCUGCCACACGUUUCCAAGUUGACCAAGAUGUACGAUACACUGCAGUCAGCAGUUUCAUCUUCCUGCGUUUCUUUGCUCCAGCCAUCCUAUCUCCCAACCUCUUUCAUUUAAGGCCACACCAUCCAGAUCCCGCCACCUCCAGAACCCUGACCCUCAUUUCCAAGACCAUCCAGACCCUGGGAAGUCUUGCAAAGUCUAAAUCUGCCAAUUUCAAAGAGUCCUACAUGGCUGCAUUUUACGACUACUUCAAUGAGCAGAAGUAUGCAGAUGCUGUGAAGAAUUUUCUGGACCUCAUCUCCACGUCGGGCAAGUGGGAUCAGAAGAGUAUUGAGACACCAAUCAUGCUCAAAGAGGGGAGUGUAAAAGUCACUAUAAAGAGGGUUGAUGGGAAAGGGUCAAAAGGCACGAAGGGCAGAUUUAUGAUAAAGAGAGCACAAGGCAGGAACCGGUUUGGAAUGAAGAAUUUCAAGAAGAGAUGGUUUCGCCUCACCAACCAUGAGUUUACUUACCACAAAACUAAAGGAGAGGGGGCUCUGUGCAGCAUUCCCAUAGAGAACAUUCUGGCAGUAGAAAGGCUGGAGGAGGAGUCUUUCAAGAUGAAAAAUAUGUUUCAGGUGAUCCAGCCAGAGCGGGCGCUCUACAUCCAAGCCAACAAUUGUGUUGAGGCGCGGGAUUGGAUCGACAUCUUAACCAAAGUCAGCCAGUGCAACCGCAAGCGUCUUAGCACCUACCAUCCAUCAGCCUACCUCAAUGGUCACUGGCUCUGCUGCAAGCUUUCUGCCGACACGGCGCCUGGCUGCACGCCCUGCACAGGUGGCCUCCCUGCCAACAUCCAGCUGGACGUCGAUGGAGACAGAGAAACAGAGAGGAUCUAUUCUCUCUUCAGCACCUACAUGACCAAAAUGAUCAAGAUGCAAGAGGCCUGUGGCAGUAAGUCGGUGUACGAUGGCCCCGAGCAAGAGGAGUACUCUAGCUUUGUCAUCGAUGACCCCCAGGAGACCUAUAAAACCCUGAAGAUGAUCGUGUCGGCUGUUCAGACGUUGGAGCAGCAGCACACAAAGUACAAACGAGACAAGUUCAAGAAGACCAAGAUAGGAAGCCAAGAACAUCCAAUAGGGGACAAGAGUUUUCAAUGCUACAUCCGCCAGCAGUCUGAGAGCUCCACCUACUCCAUCUGACCAAUGACCCUUUUGUCCUUGACUGUUUCUGUGAUGCUCAUAAGCGUACAUCAGUGUCCACGUGCACUGAUAUGACUUCCACUUGCAGCGGUAUACAUUUCCUGAUGGGUCCACGUCGACGGCAUGUUCAAGAAGCAUUUUGCCACAUAUAUGGAGAGAAACAGAUUGCAGAUCAGUUAUGCAGGAGGAGGAACAUAAGUGCAGGAAGAAGUAACCGCUCAUUCUUUCCGUGAUGUGACGACAAGAGAAACUUUUUUUUUUUCACUGGACGAUUUUUGACAGUGAACGACGUGCACUUUAAUUGCCUCCAAAUCAACGGACAUAAUAAGCCUCGCAGGAUAUUUUCAAGAAGUGUAUUUUAUCGCUUUUGAUUUGUAUUUUUGGUAACGAUUGUUAUACUAUUUCUUUGUAUUCCAUGUCUCGCAGACCAAAACCUUACAAAGGAGCAAGUGGUAAAUCUUGUUCUUAAGGUGGAGGACCUCACAAGAAGGGAUUGUUGGGACCAAGUGCAGACUAGUGUGCUGGAUGUGUGAGAGCGAUCACACCCCGCUGGCGCCUGCUGCCAUCGUUUAUCAUGAACGUGCUAACAGAUGCUGAGAUUUUAUUUGGUUAGCAUGCUUUGAUGUGGUGCCCUGGUCUGAAAUGAAUUCAAAUGACCUGGAUGGUUAUUUUAAGUUAGCCACUGACUUCAUUGUUGGAGGUCCUGGGUAUCAGGAUGGAGCUGCUCUAAAACUGCAAACUCAACACUUGACCCAUCUCUCCCUAAAAAUGCUAUUUUUAAGUCUUAACCCACCAACUCAUGUUUUGACCUUCUCAAGUCAUUAUUGCGAAAUGGGUGAUACUGUUAGUGGUUAAUUUGUGUUUUAGCUUAUAGUGUCAAUUAGAUUUUAUACAGUCCUCUGACAUGCUGCCUGUCAUCUGCAUCUCAGAUUCCAUUGAAGGUACUGGAUUUGAAUUUUACUAACACGUCUGUGUGUUUUUUUUCCCAAAGGCAACCCUUUUUUCGCGCCUCCUAAAUCAUCACUAUUGAUUUUUUUAUUGCCAAACCAGUGCAUGUGUAGCUUCCAGUCACUUUUUGUGACUUUACACCACUUACAUAUUUCAUAUCUCCAAAUGUAAACCCUGGUUGUGUACCUUCAGUGGUGGUCAGUGCCAGUCAUUACUUUUAUAUAAUCCUCUUUAUGAAAAUACUAAAGAAAAAAAAUAUGUUUUUUUUGAAUAUAUAUCAUAAACAGUGAUGUUUUAAACACUUCAAUCAUUUAUGUUGUUGUAUGAAUUUGACUAUUUGUCAUACAGGCAUUUGUUGUACAUUUGAGUUGAAUGACUGAAGUGUAUUUUAAUGUGUGUGUGUGUGUGUGUGUGUGUGUGUGUGUGUGUGUGUGUGUGUGUGUGUGUGUGUGUGUGUGUGUGACUGACAUGCCAACUGAAUUAACUCAGUGUUACAGGUGAGAUGAAGGCACAGUGCCAGUUGUAAAAUAUAUAUAUAUAUUAAAAAAACAACAUGCCUGUAAUGAUGCUAUAAACGGUAGAAAUAUCUCCUAUUCCCUCACAGCUCCUCAUCAUGGAACCUAAUUAAUUCUCCCCAGCCAUGCCACUUGUGUAACUAUCCUCAGGUUUGCUGCAUUGCAGUUCAAACCGCACACAACCAAGCCUUUUCACUCACGUUAUUUGUAUUAACUUGUGUUUACCUUCUCGAAAAAACAUCAGCGAGAAAGUAACGGCAACUCCAAUCCACCUUAAAAAAAGGGAGGACUUAUGCAAUAAUGUUAUUUCGCCAUGCAAUAAUAUUGACAUCCCGGGAAAAAUUACACAUUUCUAACAGACAUCAGAUGAACGUUUGCGAUGGUAUGCAUCACACAUCAAAGGGAGAACAGUGUAUUUUGUACAAGUAUUAAAAUAAGCCUACGGAAUGUGUAUACUGUAUAUACGAAUAUGUGGAAUGAAUGGUGAAAUGUUGAUGUGUUUUACCCCUUAAUAAUGAAAUGAAACUAUUAAUGCACA